Malus domestica (apple) is the source of this 1504-nucleotide messenger RNA. RefSeq names its product sorbitol dehydrogenase-like. The record is from RefSeq and is a predicted model, not a curated record. Lineage: Eukaryota; Viridiplantae; Streptophyta; Magnoliopsida; Rosales; Rosaceae. Gene Ontology annotation, molecular function: oxidoreductase activity, acting on the CH-OH group of donors, NAD or NADP as acceptor; zinc ion binding.
CUUGCCAAGCUUGUUCCAUAAAAAAAAAACAAAAAAAAAAACACACGUAUUCCGUCUUUCAAACACACACAGCACAAAGCAAACAGAGAAAGCAAUACACUUCAGAAAAAAACACAGUGCAAGUGUCAAAAAUAUUAUGGGUAAGGGAGGCCAAUCGAUUAAUGGAGUGGCUAAGGAAGCCAAACCUGUUGAGCAAGAAAACAUGGCUGCUUGGCUUGUUGAUGUCAACACCAUCAAGAUCCUACCUUUCGAGCUCCCCAGUAUCGGACCCAAUGAUGUCCGGAUUUGGAUUAAGGCUGUCGGCAUUUGUGGAAGCGAUGUUCACUACCUCAAGACCAUGAAAUGUGCGAAUUUUGAGGUCAAGGAGCCAAUGGUAAUCGGACAUGAGUGUGCUGGCAUCGUAGACAAAGUUGGGAGCGAGGUGAAGCAUCUGGUGCCUGGUGACCGGGUGGCGGUUGAGCCCGGUAUCAGUUGCUCUCGGUGUCAGCAGUGCAAAGGAGGGCGGUACAAUCUUUGCCCCGACAUGAAGUUUUUCGCCACCCCACCGGUUCAUGGUUCCUUGGCAAAUCAGAUUGUGCAUCCUGCGGAUCUAUGCUUUAAGCUGCCAGAGAAUGUGAGCUUGGAGGAAGGGGCAAUGUGCGAGCCCUUGAGUGUUGGGGUUCAUGCUUGUCGGCGAGCCAAUGUUGGUCCCGAAACAACUGUUCUGGUCAUCGGAGCUGGGCCUAUUGGUCUCGUUUCAGUUUUGGCCGCUCGUGCUUUUGGGGCACCAAGAAUUGUCAUCGUGGAUAUGGAUGACCAACGUUUAGCCAUGGCAAAGUCUCUUGGCGCUGAUGGCACUGUAAAAGUUUCAACAAAAAUGGAGGAUAUAGAUGACGAAGUUGCCAUGAUUAAAGAAGCCAUGGAAUCCGAAGUGGAUGUAACCUUUGAUUGUGUGGGUUUCAGUAAGACCAUGUCGACAGGUCUCAAGGCCACUCGCUCCGGCGGCAGAGUCUGCCUUGUCGGAAUGGGACACGGCACGAUGACAGUGCCUCUCACUCCAGCUGCUGCCAGGGAGGUUGAUGUGGUUGGAGUUUUCCGGUACAGGAACACAUGGCCACUUUGCCUCGAUUUUUUGAGAAGUGGGAAGAUCGACGUGAAGCCGCUCAUUACUCACCGGUUUGGAUUUACCGAGAAGGAUGUGGAAGAAGCCUUUGCAACCAGUGCUCGUGGGGGUAACGCCAUUAAAGUCAUGUUUAAUCUUUAGAAAAUUAAGUUACUAAAUUUCGGAUUCCUUGAGACAAGUUGUAAUGGUUCGGAAAUCUUAGGUGAAAAUUAUCUACAGUUUUUUUUUUGGACAAAGUUCUGUUUUCUACUGUUGGGGAAGCUGUACGAUAGAACCCAAGCUUGUUCAUGUACAGAGUUGUAAAUUGUUUUAUUUUACACUAUUUCCUUCAAGAAAUAUGAACUAUGUAAUGUUACAUUAUACCGAGAGGUUCUUCAAUCAAUAUGACAUUUUUUUUAACAA